This is a messenger RNA of Ylistrum balloti, 1701 nucleotides long. RefSeq lists its product as uncharacterized. The transcript has a single exon. The coding region runs from base 1 to 1701 and encodes 566 amino acids. Gene Ontology annotation, cellular component: chromatin; nucleoplasm. The record is from RefSeq and is a predicted model, not a curated record. Gene Ontology annotation, molecular function: ubiquitin-protein transferase activity; zinc ion binding. Gene Ontology annotation, biological process: positive regulation of DNA-templated transcription. NCBI's taxonomy places the organism in Eukaryota, Metazoa, Mollusca, Bivalvia, Pectinida, Pectinidae.
AUGGCUGAAACCAACGAACAGGUUCUUCAAGAUGUCCGCACGAACAUAGAUAUUCGGACGGAAGGACGGAAGGAGAAAGGUAUGUGUAAACGCCACCCAAAGAAAAAGAUAAGGUUUGUCUGUGAAUCAUGUAGUGGCGAAAAAAUAUGCAAGAAGUGUUUAAAGUCUACCCACAAAGAUCAUCAGACAGGACGUGUGCCUAGUGCUAACAAGACAGGACGUGUGUCUAGUGCUAAUAAGAAACAACUCAAUGGGUCGAAACACGGUCCAAACGGAACAGUAGGAGAUACUGACGAUCAUUUGCUGAAGGUCAUGGGUGUUGGUCACGAGGACAGCGAGGAUCACAUCAUGAUUGACUUACUGAAGAAAGCACAAAAUACGAUAGAAGAAAUCGACGUGAAAGUGAAACAGUUCGCGAAGGCCCGUAAGGAUUUAAAGCUGGCCACAGAGGUAGAAGUGGAAAAGGUUAGAGAUAGAUCUAUUGCAUUGAAACAGCAGGUUGAUGAACUUGCAGUGAAGCUGGAGAAAAGACUAAGACACUUCAGGAAAUCCAAAGAUGCUGUUUUCAAACAGCACGAACGAUCUCUUAAGGAAUAUUCUAAGGACUUAAAAGACUAUUGUAUUAAAUGUCAAUCUACGCAGAACGAAUCCUCCAGCGAUUCUGGACUACAUGUUGAGAAACGUUUCGAUAUUCAACACGAAAUGGAAGAUUUUCUUAACAAAGAGCAUCAAAUACACCUUCCAGUGGCGACCAUGGACGAGUUCGUUCCUUGUAAGACUACGCUUGACCACUUAAUGAAGGUGUUCGGUGAUAUGGAGUCGAUGGAGAAGGCGGAUGUGUUUGAGGACAAUAAAAAUCGAAUCGUACCAACGUGUACAGAGUUUACGGAAAUGUCUGCCUUUCAAUUCGAGGGCGAAAUAAUGCGGUCCAUCUGUCCGACAUCCGAAGGAAGUUCGUGGAUAGUGCGUGAGACACAUAAUAUGGUGUAUACGGACAUACAACAUGUGACCAAUGACGGGGAAGUGGCAAUGUCGAGUGUUUUUGAUACAGGAGUUCUGGACAUUGCUUCGAACCUAGCCGACUUGACUCUGGUCAGCUGUACGGACAACACUGUCCGGAGAUUGCUACCCGAUGGUCAGUCAAUCAUUCGGUUUCGAACUGAAGCCAGACCAGAAAGUCUUUGUUUCCAAUCAAACAACGAUGUGGUUGUGUGUUUCUUUAAGAAAAAGAAAGUGGCAGUGUAUAAUCUUAAGGGUAGACAACUGCUGUCAUGCACAGAUGUAAAAUCAGAAUCAGAUUUUAUAACACAGCCGUUUCGAGUGAGGUCGAACCGGAGGAACGAUGACAUAGCUAUUCUCAACGCUAACCCAUAUUCAUUGGUCGUUAUGAAUAAAAACCUCAGCCUCAAAUUCAUUUACAAUAGUUCAACCUACUAUCCAGAGGACAUUCGAGAUGGCGGUUUGACGCAAGUCGCUACGCCAAACAUCCCAGUACUUCCAAAUGACGUGUGUUUUGACAAUGGAAACAACAUCCUUCUCUGUGAUGCUGUUAGCAAGUGUGUUGUGACCCUAGACCGCAAUGGUGUUUUGCUCCGAACUGUUUGCCCCGGAAGUGACCUACCGUCGUCCCUGGCGUUUGAUAUUAAUAACUUCCUGUGGGUUGGGUACCACAAUGGACAGGUGAAGAUAAUUGAUUUUUGA